CCGGAAAAGAGAGCGGGGAAAUUUGACAGUCGCCCAUUAUUGCUACAAAGUAAGGUCGUUUAUGACGGUUUUUGUUGUGUGAGUAAAAAGUGGGGUUGUUCAUUAAAACGUCAUCUAUCUAGCCUGCCGUCUGACCCACAAUGAGAACUUUAGAGGAGGUUCAGGCCACUCUGCAGAUCGCCAAGCUGAAAGAGGAAGAUCUACAGAAAACAAUCCACUGCCUGUCUUUUGGGGAAAACGUUUCAUCUGCAGACUACUGCAUCAUGGAGCUGGACGAGACCCUGUGCAAACACAUAGAAGCUGGACAGAGUCUAGUGAUUCGAGGGGAUACGGAAGAGCGUGCAGUUCUCUGUAGCGGUGACAAGACCUACGAUCUUAAAAUAGCCGACACAUCCAACCUGCUGCUGUUUCUACCAGAAUGCAGAACGCCAGACCAACUUACCAACAGCCAGGAAAGCUCUCAUGUGGUGCACUCGCAGAUCUGGGGAUUUUGUAACAGCUACUGGGAACUGAAGAAACAGCGUCCUAAACUGAAGAAACUGAAGAAGAUUUUAAUGGAGAAUCCUUAUGAAGGACCUGCUUUAGGGGGGCAAGAGGAGAAUACAGAAAACAGGUACACAAUGCAGGAUCUGUUGGACAGGAUCCAGGCCAGCGAAGAGGAGCUAAAGACCCACUUAGAGACCAUCCAUGCCUGUCAGAUAGAUGGCUACUGGCGUGUGCUGGACUUUGACUAUGAGAUGAAGCUGCUCGGUCAUGUUGCUCAGCUGAUAGAUUCUGAGUCGUGGUCCUUCAACAAAGUUCCUCUCCAAACCAGUCUGCAAGAGUUGGCUCCACUGGAGCCCAAAGAGAUGAUUGAGCACUGUUUGAACUGCUAUGGGAGGCGCUAUACUGAAAACGACAAAGUUUUUUAUGCAAUGCAUGAGGAUAAAGUAUGUCGGGGCAUGGCGUUAAUGCUGCUGCAGAACGCUGUGAAGUUCAACCUGAGAGAGUUUCAGGAAGUCUGGCAGCAGAGCGUCCCAGAGGGCAUGAGCACAAGACUAGAGCAACUAAAGAGUGUCGCCCUGGUGGACCGCGCCUCCCACCCAGAGACCAUUUGCCUGCUGAGGGUGGAGGAUCUCUCAGAAGACACGCUGGAGCGCUUCAACCACCUCUUCACACUCAGAGAGAAAUGGACAGAGGAUGACAUCACGCCAUACAUACAGGACCUGUGUGGAGAGAAACAGACCACCGGAGCUCUACUGACCAAAUAUGCACGAUCCUCAAUGCAAAAUGGGAUCAAGGUCUUCAACUCCAGAAGGCCUGUGGCUACAUGAACAUGUGCACUGUCAAGUUAUAAAGUUACAUUUGAAAAUGAAUGCUGAUAUGUUUAUUCCCAGAGUGACUUUUGCAAUUGUCAAAAUUAUUUUACAAAUAAUUGGCAUUUUUCGUUAUGUUUUAGCAACCAGCUAGCUUGUAAAGUGUAUGAUGAUAAAAAAGAAACAACUUCAAUUCAAAUGUUGAAAGAUCUUUGUCACUUUACCAUAACUUCAUCUUUAUUUCAGUUGUUUUGUCUGUAAAUAAAAUGUUGGUUAUAAAAUGAG
This is a messenger RNA of Anoplopoma fimbria (sablefish), 1580 nucleotides long. It is a transcript of the gene dscc1, whose product is annotated as DNA replication and sister chromatid cohesion 1. Bases 141 to 1313 code for a protein of 390 amino acids. Gene Ontology annotation, cellular component: chromosome, centromeric region; nucleus; Ctf18 RFC-like complex. The transcript is spliced from 9 exons. The record is from RefSeq and is a predicted model, not a curated record. Gene Ontology annotation, biological process: mitotic sister chromatid cohesion; maintenance of mitotic sister chromatid cohesion. Lineage: Eukaryota; Metazoa; Chordata; Actinopteri; Perciformes; Anoplopomatidae.